UCAAUGGCAGCCCACCCACUCGCUAAGUCCCAUCUAUAAAUAUGGGCCCGAAUUCGCUCCCUACGACUUGCAAGCAAAUCGCACAGCAAUCUUUGGCUGUUGGCUUCUGCUCUCCCUCCCUAUCUCUCUCUCCUAAGAUUUUGGAAAUGGAGACCUUCCUGUUCACCUCCGAGUCCGUGAACGAGGGCCAUCCCGACAAGCUCUGCGACCAGAUCUCCGACGCCGUCCUCGACGCCUGCCUGGAGCAGGAUCCCGACAGCAAGGUCGCCUGCGAAACUUGCACCAAGACGAACAUGGUGAUGGUCUUCGGCGAGAUCACAACCAAAGCCAAUGUCGACUACGAGAAGAUCGUGCGCGACACGUGCCGCAAGAUCGGAUUCAUCUCCGAUGACGUCGGCCUCGACGCCGACAAAUGCAAGGUCCUUGUAAACAUCGAGCAGCAGAGCCCCGAUAUUGCUCAGGGCGUCCACGGACACCUCUCGAAACGCCCCGAAGAAAUCGGAGCCGGCGAUCAAGGCCACAUGUUCGGCUACGCCACCGACGAGACCCCCGAGUACAUGCCUCUCAGCCACGUCCUCGCCACCAAGCUUGGCGCGCGUCUCACCGAAGUCCGCAAGAACGGUGCGUGCCCAUGGCUGAGGCCUGACGGGAAGACCCAAGUCACCGUCGAGUAUCACAACGACAACGGCGCGAUGGUCCCAAUCAGAGUCCACACCGUCCUCAUCUCGACCCAGCACGACGAGACCGUCACCAACGACGAGAUCGCGCGGGACCUCAAGGAGCACGUCAUCAACCCCGUCAUCCCCGAGAAGUACCUCGACGAGAAAACGAUCUUCCACCUCAACCCCUCCGGCCGGUUCGUGAUCGGCGGACCGCACGGCGACGCUGGCCUCACCGGCCGGAAAAUCAUCAUCGACACCUACGGCGGAUGGGGGGCUCACGGCGGUGGCGCCUUCUCGGGAAAGGACCCGACAAAGGUCGAUCGUAGCGGCGCGUAUAUCGUCAGGCAGGCUGCUAAGAGCAUCGUCGCCAACGGGCUUGCCCGCCGGUGCAUAGUGCAGGUUUCUUACGCUAUCGGUGUGCCGGAACCGUUGUCGGUUUUUGUCGACACUUAUGGGACCGGGAAGAUUCCCGACAAAGAAAUUCUGAAGAUUGUGAAGGAGAGCUUCGACUUCCGGCCGGGGAUGAUAUCGAUCGACUUGGACUUGAGGAGGGGCGCCAACAACCGGUUCUUGAAGACUGCGGCUUAUGGUCACUUUGGGAGAGAUGACCCGGACUUCACGUGGGAGACUGUUAAGUCGCUGAAAUGGGAGAAGCCGCAGAACUAGUAAUCGUUGGUUCGUUUGUUCGGGCGCGAUUUGGUUGCUGUGUUGUGUUUGGGGUUCUUGUCGACGUUUAUGAUUCGUUUCUUUUCUUUACUAUUGCAUCGUUGUUUUCGGGCAUUGUAUUGUUAUGCGCACACUAUAGUCAAUAGGGUACGACAUAUAUACAUACAUACAUACAUACAUUUGGGCUCGGGUUCAGGUACGGAAGUAGUCCCGUCGGGGAUGGAUCGAUGCCGUAGCCAAGCCGGUUGCCGGUAUAUGUAUAUGUCUUGGUGAAGAUGGUGUAUUAAUGAAUGAAGUUAUUGUGUGCUGAUCU
Messenger RNA from Andrographis paniculata, 1641 nucleotides. RefSeq names its product S-adenosylmethionine synthase 2-like. Gene Ontology annotation, biological process: S-adenosylmethionine biosynthetic process. Gene Ontology annotation, molecular function: methionine adenosyltransferase activity; ATP binding. Lineage: Eukaryota; Viridiplantae; Streptophyta; Magnoliopsida; Lamiales; Acanthaceae. Gene Ontology annotation, cellular component: cytosol. The transcript has 2 exons. The record is from RefSeq and is a predicted model, not a curated record. The coding region runs from base 42 to 1328 and encodes 428 amino acids.